Nothoprocta perdicaria is the source of this 1894-nucleotide messenger RNA. It is a transcript of the gene CEBPA, whose product is annotated as CCAAT enhancer binding protein alpha. The record is from RefSeq and is a predicted model, not a curated record. Lineage: Eukaryota; Metazoa; Chordata; Aves; Tinamiformes; Tinamidae. Gene Ontology annotation, molecular function: RNA polymerase II cis-regulatory region sequence-specific DNA binding; DNA-binding transcription factor activity, RNA polymerase II-specific. The coding region runs from base 38 to 1009 and encodes 323 amino acids. Gene Ontology annotation, biological process: DNA-templated transcription; regulation of transcription by RNA polymerase II; myeloid cell differentiation. The transcript is spliced from 2 exons.
GCCGGAUCCCGCGGUGCGCCUGGAUGGCAGGUGCUUCAUGGAGCAAGCCAACUUCUACGAGGUGGAGUCGCGGCCCCCGCUGAGCAGCGGCCAGCACGCGCAGCUCCAGAGCCCCGCGCCCGGCAGCGCCUACAGCUACAGAGAGGCCCCCUCGGCCGCGGCACCUGCUGCGGGCGGCGCGGAGCUCGGCGACAUCUGCGAGAACGAGAACUCCAUCGACAUCAGCGCCUACAUCGACCCGGCCGCCUUCAACGACGAGUUCCUGGCCGACCUCUUCCAGCACAGCAAGCAGCAGGAGAAAGCCAAGGCCAUCCUGGCCGGGGAUUUCGACUUCCACAGCAUGCAUGGGGCGGGCGCCGCCGCCUCGGCGCCGGGCCACCCGCCGCAGCACCCGCAGCAGCCGCUCUUCGGCUGCAUGGCCGGCUACAUGGACGGCAAGCUGGACCCGCUCUACGAGCGCAUCGCGGCGCCCGGCCUGCGGCCGCUCGUGAUCAAGCAGGAGCCGCGCGAGGAGGAGGAGGUCAAGGCGGCGGCGCUCUCGGCCCUCUACCCCCACCACGCGCCGCCGCAGCACCCGUCGCACCUGCAGUACCAGAUCGCGCACUGCGCGCAGACCACCAUGCACCUCCAGCCCGGGCACCCCACGCCGCCGCCCACGCCCGUGCCCAGCCCGCACCACCCGCACCCGCCCGGCGCGCUGCCCGCCGCCGCCGGCGCCCUCAAGAUGCUGCCCGCCGACCACCGCGGCAAAUCCAAAAAGACAGUGGACAAGAACAGCAACGAGUACCGCGUGCGCCGCGAGCGCAACAACAUCGCGGUGCGCAAGAGCCGCGACAAGGCGAAGCAGCGCAACGUGGAGACGCAGCAGAAGGUGCUCGAGCUCACCACCGACAACGAGCGGCUGCGCAAGCGGGUGGAGCAGCUCAGCCGCGAGCUCGAGACUCUGCGCGGCAUCUUCCGGCAGCUGCCCGAGAGCUCCCUGGUCAAGGCCAUGGGCAGCUGCGCCUAGAGCCGCGGCCGCUCCGCGCUCGGACUCCCCUCCCGGCCCGGAGCGCCGCGCUCCGCCUCCCCUCUUCCAGUAUUGCUUUUUUUUUUUCCUUUUUAUUUUUGUUUGUUUGGAACAAUUAACGACCAAUCAAAGAAGCCAGGCAGCUCUAGUAGUAUUACGAGUUUUGUGCCUUAGGGGGUGACACACGAAUAAGCUGAAAAAACGUGGUGGGUUUUGUAAGGAGCAAGGCGAAGGGAAGGAGGAGAAGAAGAAAAAAAAAAAGCCCACGUGUCUACACAGGGUAAAUAAUAAUAAUACUAAUAACAAAGCACACAUUGCAAACCACGUUGUGCCUUAAAAGCUGCAGGAGCUCGGGGCUCUCUGCCCCGCACAGCCUGGCCGGGCUGGCACAGGACGGUCCCGCUGGCCAAGCCGGGGCCAUCGCGGGCGCAGGCGGCGGGUGCCCAGCGCGGACCUCGGUGUUCGGAGCACCGAGGCACGGGAGAGGCUGCGCCCAGGACUGUCCCGCACCAGCUCCGCGACCCCCGCAGCUCCCCCCGGCCACGGGCAGCCCAGGACUGCGGCUCGCGGGGGAGCAGCGCGGUGCCGCCUCCCGCAAGCCCAGAGCAGCGGUGUCUUGUACUGUAUGUCGUGACAUGGCGAAGCACAAAUGAAUAAAUACCUAUCGAUGCGGGUAUUUACUAUGAACUUCCAGUGUAUUUUGCUUUAUUCCAGGACAUCCAGCUCCUCUCCAAGUCUCUGUCUGUCCGAGCUGUGCCUCAUGUAAUGUGAAAGCCUUUCCGUGUAUACUAGCUACACUCUUAUUUUUAUUGCAUUACUUAGAUUUUUGCCAUCACACAACUUUCUUAUCUGGUGACAGAGACUGUGCCCUUGUGCUGCAACGUU